This is a messenger RNA of Penaeus indicus, 1945 nucleotides long. RefSeq lists its product as uncharacterized. The record is from RefSeq and is a predicted model, not a curated record. The transcript has 9 exons. Lineage: Eukaryota; Metazoa; Arthropoda; Malacostraca; Decapoda; Penaeidae. Bases 1 to 1185 code for a protein of 394 amino acids.
AUGCAGAGUCGUUGUAAAGAAGUUGUACCUUUGCAAGAUGACAUUCAUAUGCAAGAGCGGUCGCACAUAGAAAACUCGUUAAAAGGAAUUGAUUCCAUUACACACCAACUGAGGAGAAUACUGAGCAGUGGCAUGUCUCUGAAGGGCAUGAGUGGGCACCAGCCGGACCGAUCUCACCACCAGGACACAGUCUCGCUCUCCUUCAUUCUCCUCCCACUCGAUUCCUUCCUCACGACCUAUGUCAUAACCCCGGAUUCUGCCCUUCUGCUCCUCACGGCAAAAAAGAAAAAAGCUUCCCCCCUUCUCGCUCCAAACCUCCCGAACACUACCCAACUCCGCUCCCACAAGACACAUAUCCGGCUGGUGAUCCCGAAAUCAGACCCCUCACAGCUUCCUGACCUGACGCCGGAGCCGAUUUCGGAUGACGUCACGGAAGGGGCAGCCAAUCAGGAGGAAGAGCCGGUGUACUUGUGGGAUAGGCUUGACCCUGAGGAUUGCUUUGGCGAGUGCGACCUCGAACUUAAUUUAUAUUCGAUCUUGCAACUAAAGCUAGUGGGUCGUGCCCGAGCGUGCCAGUGCCUGCCUUACUCGACACAGGACUACAUCGCCCUUGGAGGAAUUUUAUAUAAGACGAAACAAGGGAAACAGGAAAGAGAUUUGAUCCUCUGCUCCGUCGACGCGAGCGAGCGGGAAGAGAGCGAGAGAGUUUGUCGCAUCGCCUCCUUCAUCGGCCGUGAAAAGGGGACUAGAUUCUCUUUCUUCAGGAUGAUGUGCCAGCGUGUCGAGACAGGGACAGUCGUCGUGGCCGCCCUACUUAUAGUGUUAGCGCUCGUUUCCGCCGAUACAGCGUGCAGAGACAGCCACCCCUCCUGCAAAACCUGGGCGAACCGAGGAGAAUGCUACAAGAACCGCGGAUAUAUGCACAUCCACUGCGCCCAGUCCUGCGAUCAGUGCGUCGUGCAAGACGAAAAAUGCAAGGACUUCCACGAGCAAUGUCCAGCGUGGGCGAGCAACAACGAGUGCGACAAGAACUACGACUACAUGAGAAAGUCCUGCCCUCGGGCUUGUACCUUCUGCCAGCCUGCGAAUGACCACCGUGUCCCCCAUGUUGACCACAGCAUCGUUGACACUUACUGGGAGAAGUUUAGGACUAAGUAUCCAGGGCUCAGUGUCGUGCAUGGAUAAGAUACGACAACAACAACAACAGAAGCAAUAACAAGAACAACAACACCAAAAGUACUAAGACUAUAAGGGUCACUUUUGUGUGGACUCGUGUACUUUCCUCGCCUCUGGGAUGUUUCUGUAGCCGACGAUUCUGUAAAAGAACCUAUUUUUUUGUUUCUUCUUCUUUUCUUUCUCUUUUCUCCCUUUUUUCUUUCUUUCUGAGAUCUCUGAGAUCCUGUAAAAGAACCUUUUUUUAUUCUUCUCUUUUUUUCUUCUUCCUCUUUUCUCCUUUUUUUCUUUUUUUUUUUGAGUUUCGAAUCGUUUGGUGACGUCAGAGGGAGGCGGCCGCAGAAAUGGCUCUCUAAGCAACUUACACUCGUCGAUUUGUUAAUAUAAGGAAAUAUAUAUAGAGUUACUUCUUUUUUUUGUAAUUAUAAUAUUGCAAAGACGGUUGGGAUGAAGAAAAAUCAAGAUUAUGAGCUUCGAAACACGUGUGUCGAACAUGUUUCGGAGUUUCAUGUAAGACAACUUGAAAAGUCUAUUUUUUUUUAUGGAUUUAGUUUUCCCUCCGUCUAAGAUGUUCGUCACGAGCUGAUUAACAUGCAAAUUACGCUUCUAUAGGUAAUUAGUUUAUCAUUGAAUAGUUAAUCAUCAACUAAAGCAAAUAUCAUGAUUAUUCUCCGCCAUUAUCAUUUCUUUUCACUAUUUUUUUCAAAGCACUCAUCGGUGGCGAAAUGCAAAUGAGGCCAAAUGACUCACUGCAAUUAUUUUCUCUCUCUCU